CCUGAUUCAAAAUCACACAAAUCUUCGUAUAAUCCAUUUACCAAAAUGUUUCACCGCGGUCGCACCACCAGAACAACGAGAACAACGAAGCCAACGCUGAUGACUCGACUUCGAGGCCCAAAUGCUCGAACCAAAACCGUCAAGACCACGACGAAGACAGAACCUGCCACCUCCUAUCGCACGAACAAACGUCAUGGAGGCAUGACCACUGGCGCACACCAUCAUAAGCGAAAGGUCACUUUUGGCGACAAGGUCUCUGGCGCUAUGUUGAAGAUGAAGGGCAGCAUUACCCGUCGACCUGGUGUCAAGGCUGCUGGAACUCGACGAAUGCAUGGAACCGAUGGCCGCGGGAGUCAUCAUCACGUUUACUAA
Molecule: messenger RNA, 372 nt
Organism: Penicillium malachiteum
Lineage: Eukaryota; Fungi; Ascomycota; Eurotiomycetes; Eurotiales; Aspergillaceae
Exons: 2
Source: RefSeq, a predicted model, not a curated record